AUGUCCGAACGCACCAGCUACGUUUAUCUGGGUCGGGAAUUGAACAUGAAGAACGACCUGACUCCCGAGCUGGGCAAGAGGAGACUAGCGGCUUGGGGAGCGUAUAAGAGCAUCGAAGAUGUGGUGAAGAAGACCAGGAACACCCGGCUCCGUGUUUACCUCUUCAACACCACCGUAAUUCCUGCUUUGACCUAUGCUUCGGAAAUCUGGGCAUUUCGCAAGCGGGAAGAAAACGCGGUGAGCGUCACUGAACGCGCUAUUGAGAGAGUGAUGCUAGAAGUAUCCCGUUUCACGCAAAUGAGGGACGGAAUUCGAAGUUCUCUCCUAUGUCAGCGAUUGAAGAUUAGAGACACCGUCGCAUUUGCCAAGGAAAGUAAAAUAAAGUGGUCCGGACACGUGAUGCGCUUAAGCGACAACCGUUGGCCCAGAGCCGUGAGCGACUGGGUUUCCCGCGAUAUUAAGCGCACUCCAGGAAGACAGUCGACCCGAUUGUAA
Necator americanus (New World hookworm) is the source of this 495-nucleotide messenger RNA. RefSeq lists its product as uncharacterized. Bases 1 to 495 code for a protein of 164 amino acids. The transcript has a single exon. The record is from RefSeq and is a predicted model, not a curated record. Lineage: Eukaryota; Metazoa; Nematoda; Chromadorea; Rhabditida; Ancylostomatidae.